AUGGCCUCCUUAGAUGGUCCUACACAUGGCAAGGCUGUGAUAUGUACCGAUUUGGCGGAGCCAUCGUUUGUACCAAGUUUAUUUUAUCGACUAACCGGGUUGAGUCAAUUCGAUACGGUAAAUCUGAACCUAUGCACACAUCUCAUUUAUAUGGAUGUCAGUUUUACAAGAAUAACAGAUUUCUCGAAUCCGUGGCCAUACGUAACGUCAGACUAUAGCCACGUGCAGAUCUUACGAAAAAGAUAUCCACAUUUAAAGAUUUCCUUAGGUAUUUUAAACGACGCCAACGAUCUAGCUAACAUUGCAUCCGAUCAAAUCAGUCUCCAGAAAUUCAUUAAAUCGGCACUCGAUUUUGUUUUAAAUAACAAUUUGGAUGGCCUGAAUUUGUACUGGAAUUAUUUGGAUUGGAAUAUUUACGACAAAUCGUCUGCCAAAGCGAAUAUUCUGACACUCGUAAUGGAGCUCUCCAACAGAUUCAAGCAUCGUCAGUUAUUGCUUACAUCGGCUUUCGCAGAACAUACGACCGAAACAUUUGAGGAAAUCUAUGACUAUGUGGAAAUGUCCAAAUAUCUCGAUUUCAUGCAUUUUAAUAAACUGCAAAAAGUUGAUGCAAUCAUCAAAUUAGGGGUUCCACCAUCAAAAAUCAUUAUUGAAUUCAAUACCAAAACAUUGUCGGAUCGAGUGGCUCAAUUCAUGUUAACUGACUUGUAUUCAUUUAUGAAUUCAUUUAAAGUUUUUUUGAAAUACAAUGAAAUUUGCGAUUUGCUGUCAACCAAUGAAGUGAUUAGCAAAGUUUAUGAUGCGAAUACCGAGCAGAUGGUUGCACACUACGUUGAUGGUAAAUCGAAUAAAAUGCAUUCCAUCAGCUACGAAAGUACAUACACUCUGGCCAAUAAAACCAGACGGGCAAUGAGACAUAAUUUAGGCGGUGUGUCAGUUAACAACAUUGAUGCAGACGAUUCAAAAGGAAGAUGCAAAAUUGAAACAGACACUUUCGACGAUUUCGUAACAAAUUCAAAUGUCACACUGAAUAUACCGAUUCGGCGCGAUCCCACUUUCCCGCUUUUGAGAACCAUCAAUGAAGCCAUUGUCCUUGCUCUAGAUGAAAUGGGUCAACCACCAAAACCAAUUGAUAAUAAAAUAUCAAGUAGAAAACAAAGUAAUAACGUCCCAACUUGGGAUACACUUCUCGCCAAUUUCAUAGAUAGUUUCUAA
Messenger RNA from Sitodiplosis mosellana (orange wheat blossom midge), 1215 nucleotides. RefSeq names its product probable chitinase 2. Gene Ontology annotation, cellular component: extracellular region. The transcript is spliced from 4 exons. Gene Ontology annotation, molecular function: chitinase activity; chitin binding. Gene Ontology annotation, biological process: carbohydrate metabolic process; chitin catabolic process. The record is from RefSeq and is a predicted model, not a curated record. Bases 1 to 1215 code for a protein of 404 amino acids. NCBI's taxonomy places the organism in Eukaryota, Metazoa, Arthropoda, Insecta, Diptera, Cecidomyiidae.